This is a messenger RNA of Mucor mucedo, 1185 nucleotides long. Its product is annotated as arginine N-methyltransferase 2. Gene Ontology annotation, biological process: peptidyl-arginine methylation. Bases 29 to 1144 code for a protein of 371 amino acids. Gene Ontology annotation, molecular function: protein arginine N5-methyltransferase activity; protein binding. The record is from RefSeq and is a predicted model, not a curated record. Gene Ontology annotation, cellular component: nucleus; cytoplasm. NCBI's taxonomy places the organism in Eukaryota, Fungi, Mucoromycota, Mucoromycetes, Mucorales, Mucoraceae. The transcript is spliced from 2 exons.
AUCUUGAUUUUGAAAUACAAUAUAAAAUAUGGAUUCCGUACAAGAACAAGAAGCCAAAAAGCAAAAGCUUGAGCAAGUUGAGGAUGUUGUCCAAGAGGAAGAAGUAGAGGAAGAGGAAACCGAUGAAUAUACCGAAGAAGAUUUAAAAUUAGGUCAUGAACUCAUCGCAGCUGUCGUCGCAAACGAUCUCGAAAAAGCAAAAGCUUUGUUAGAUCAAGACGCCGAUCUUUGCUUUAAUGGUGACGAUUUAGGUCGUACCCCUCUUCAUCACGCAGCCGAACACGGUCAUAUGGAUAUCAUCAAUUGGCUCUUAUCCGAAAAGCAUCCUUACAAUUUGACCGAUAAGAAUGAAGUGACUGCCGGUGAACUCGCAUUGAACAACAACCAUAAAGAAGUUUAUGAACGUCUUGUGGAUGAAGGUGUUCGUACCGAACUUUUGAUCAGAGCCAUCAAAAAGGCCUUUGGUGAUGAUGACGAGGAUGUCAAUGCGAUUGCUAACGACGCCUAUCUCAAGCAAAAGUUGCACUACGAUGAUAACAAAUUAAUGGAUGAGAAUGACGAUGCUGUCAUGAUGGGUUGGGAAGGACCCUUGAUGGUUGAACAUGCUAAAGUGAUGUGCCCCAAGGAAGGAUUAAACGUGAUCAAUGUUGGAUUUGGUUUAGGUUUGAUUGAUUCCGAGUUACAGAAAUACAAGCCCAAGAACCAUUAUAUCAUUGAAGCACAUCCUGAUGUGUAUGCUCAUAUGUUGGAAUUGGGUUGGGAUAAGAAGGAAGGCGUCAAAAUCUUGUUUGGUCGCUGGCAAGAGAUGGUACCUACAUUGGAUAUCAAAUUUGAUGGUGUAUUCUUUGAUACGUAUGGUGAAUUUUAUGAUGACUUAAAGGCUUUCCACGAAUGUGUGCCUGCUAUGCUUCACCCAGAGGGUGUUUAUACUUGGUUCAAUGGUCUCGGUGCUACCAACCAAUUCUUUCAAGAUAUCUAUUGCACAGUUUCCGAAAUUGAUUUACGUGAGAUUGGGUUAAGUACUGAAUAUGUUGAGAUGCCUAUUUCAACUUGGGCCGAACAAGGUGUUUGGGAUGGCGUUCGACAAAAGUAUUGGGUUUUAGAUACAUACAAGUUACCUAUUUGUAAAUUUUUAAAAGAGUAGAUAAAUAAAAUAAAAAGACACUAGAAUAAUUCAUCAAAAAA